Molecule: messenger RNA, 1200 nt
Organism: Closterium sp. Yama58-4
Lineage: Eukaryota; Viridiplantae; Streptophyta; Zygnematophyceae; Desmidiales; Closteriaceae
Source: the annotation of a GenBank genome assembly
AUGUCCAGGAUGACGACCAGGAAUGGAGGGGUAUGCAACACGGAAAACUCGGCUGGUGCUACUCUGGAUAAGCCUAAGGAGGUGCCGGUGGUCGUCGACGCUUCUGCAUCCUCGUCUGUCAAGCGCACGACCGAUCUGUUCACGGAGGCGGACAAAGACGCACUUCAGCCGGAUGUGACGGCGCAGCACUUGAAGGAGGCUGCACGGAGUUUGCUGGGAACAGCUGUUUCCGGAGCGUCAGUGGCUCCUACAGUUGGCACUGAUAAGCCUGUGCCUGCAGACGGGGUGGAAGGCGACAAUGUCAGUCAGGAGAAGCGUGACGCUACGAGGACUGCGCUAACUACGGAUGACGAUGAGGAGGACGACGGGUACCUCAGUGAUGAUCUUGAGGAGCGGUAUGAUGCGUCUGUGAAGAGCGAAGUUGCACAGCGCGUUCGGUGCGCCAUUGUCUUGCUGAUUCCUUUCGUCUUCAAGCCGGAGGUGAUGCGGGUACAGGCAACCUUACGCGCGCUUUUUAAUCUGUGGAAGAAGGAUCUGAAAUUUGAGAUUCAAGGAGAGACAAAGUUUCAGGAGUUAUCAGUGGUGUACCUGAACAAGAAGCAGUAUUGUCGGCUGCAGGUUACCUUUGAGCGUGCUCGGGACGCGAACUUUGUGUGGAAGCACGGCAUUGUGCACGUAUGUCUGGAUGGGAAGCGGAUCAACCUCGACUGGCAGCACCCGGUUGACCCUGCGUAUGUGAAGGUGCGGGCUGCAGACCCAUCGUUGGUGGAAGUCCUGUUUAAGGGAGUGGAUGCCGUGAUCACACCUGAGAUGCUGCGGGAAAUGCUGGUGAUGGUGAAACUGGAGAAGAGGGGAAGGUCUGCGUUUAAGGAAGGGAGCUGCUUUCACCGGAUGGUAAGUGGUGUGGUGCUAAUGUCGUGGGUGUGUCGGAUCCGCGCAGCCGCCUCAGUCCAUAUCACAGAUCUGACCAGGCUCAUUCUGAAGGACCCGGCGGUGGUGCUGAUUUUGACCGGCGCGAACCGCGAGGAAUGGAUCUGCAUGCAGGAAUGCUGCGAGAAGGCGAACGGAGUUACUUUUGCGCAAGCGGCAGAGCGUGUGGUCUCACAGAGGCACAGCGACAGGGUGUCAGCUGGCUUUGCAUCGCGCGUUUCAAAGGCUGGGGUGGCGCUGCAGGCGGCGAGGAAGGAGUUCGGGGUGUGA